UCGCCGCUGCACCGGCGGAAGUGGCCGUGGGAGACGGUCGGGCGCUGCAACGGCAUGGCGGCGGCGGCGGCCACAGGCGGGAAGAAGCGGAGGAAAGACGAGGUGGACGAAAGUGAGCUGUUGACUGUACCAGAGGGGUGGAAGGAAGCACCGUUUACCAAAGAGGACAAUGUCCAUGGUCUUCUGGAAGAGAGCAGCUUUGCAACGCUCUUCCCCAAGUACAGGGAGGCAUAUCUGAAGGAAUGCUGGCCUUUGGUGCAGAAUGCGCUGAGUGAUUACCACAUUACAGGAACGUUAGAUUUGAUAGAAGGCAGCGUCACUGUGUCUACCUCAAGGAAGACAUUUGAUCCGUAUUCCAUUGUGAAGGCGCGAGACUUCAUAAAGCUUUUAGCAAGGAGCGUUCCGUUUGAGCAAGCAGUUCGCAUCUUCCAAGAUGACGUGGCAUGUGACAUUAUCAAGAUCGGGUCACUGGUUAGGAACCGUGAACGAUUAGUGAAGAGGAGAAUGAGGCUUAUCGGACCAAAGGGAUCAACACUUAAAGCCUUGGAGCUGUUGACAAAUUGCUAUAUAAUGGUGCAAGGGAAUACCGUGUCUGCACUGGGCCCGUACUCUGGACUGAAAGAGGCUAGAAAAGUAGUCAUUGAUACCAUGAAGAAUAUUCACCCGAUCUACAAUAUCAAGACGUUGAUGAUUAAACGGGAAUUAGCAAAAGACGAGGAGCUAAGAAUACAAAACUGGGAGCGCUUUCUGCCUACGUUCAAAUCCAAGAAUCUAAGCAAACGUAAAGUACCCAAGAAGAGGAGGAUUAAGAAGGAGUACACACCUUUCCCUCCACCACAACCAGAAAGCAAGGUGGAUCAGGAGCUGGCAACUGGUGAAUACUUUCUCAAGGAGAAAGACAAGAGGAAGAUAAAACUCCAUGAAACAAAGGCGAAAGGAGCAGAGGCAACAGCUAGACGAAAGGAAGAAAGAAAUAAAGCUUUUAUUCCUCCUAAAGAGAAACCCAUGGUUAAAGCAAAGAAAGCUGUAGAAACCAAAGUUGACAUACAGGUUUUAAAAGAAAAAGUGAAAGCAGCCAAGAAAAAGAAGCUUGGAGCUCCAGCAGCAGAGGAAGUUGCACAGAAGAUGGCUCAAAGGGAGAAGAAGAAGAAGAAAUAAAAUUACCUUAAUCUUCCAUAUCUCCCUAACGUGUUUUGGACAAGCACCAUUGAACUACUGGAACAAUCCAGAUGACUGGAGUUCUUCUCAUUGAGGCUGUGUCGUGUUUCUCGCGACAACCAAUGGUCAAAGUAAACAGCCAAUGAAUGUGAAAGACAUGGCACCAGUCGGAACAGAAGAGUUCAGCAAUUGAUGAUUGACAAUGGGGCUGGUUGGGUUAGUACGUGAUUUCCCCCAGCUACGUACUACCUCAGAAUGGUCAACCGGUUUAGAUCUUUUGUUAAACAGAUGUUGACAGCUGAACACCAAGUGCUGAGGUUGUUACCAACAGUUGAUUGUGAUCAGGACGACUUUCUAUAAUGUUUUUUUAAGUGAGGUAGGGGAAAUACACAGUUUGUUGGAUGUAUAUUUCACCUGACUGUGAGGGUGCACUGCAUUCAAAUGGCUACCGAAAUGUAAUUGAAAUUGUGCAGAUCACAACGAUCCUACUGUGUCCAUUCUGUGCGAAUAUUCUCAGUCUGGCUGUUGCCUGUCAAGAUAAAAUCAUUGUUUUUCAGCA
This is a messenger RNA of Amblyraja radiata (thorny skate), 1717 nucleotides long. It is a transcript of the gene krr1, whose product is annotated as KRR1 small subunit processome component homolog. Gene Ontology annotation, cellular component: nucleolus; small-subunit processome. The transcript has 10 exons. The record is from RefSeq and is a predicted model, not a curated record. The coding region runs from base 55 to 1158 and encodes 367 amino acids. Gene Ontology annotation, molecular function: RNA binding. NCBI's taxonomy places the organism in Eukaryota, Metazoa, Chordata, Chondrichthyes, Rajiformes, Rajidae.